Hermetia illucens (black soldier fly) is the source of this 2000-nucleotide messenger RNA. Its product is annotated as cystathionine beta-synthase-like protein. Gene Ontology annotation, cellular component: cytoplasm. NCBI's taxonomy places the organism in Eukaryota, Metazoa, Arthropoda, Insecta, Diptera, Stratiomyidae. Gene Ontology annotation, molecular function: cystathionine beta-synthase activity; cysteine synthase activity. The coding region runs from base 361 to 1905 and encodes 514 amino acids. The transcript is spliced from 6 exons. The record is from RefSeq and is a predicted model, not a curated record.
GUUCGGAUUCUGAUGAAAUGAAUUGUUUGCUAAAUUUUCCUACACGUUUUUUUAAUGAAAUACAUAUUAAUGACGACAAUUCGUGGUGCCCCCCAAGUGUAUAUAUAUAAAAAUUUUCACCGGCAUCAAAUAUUGACCAGUAUAAGCUAAACCGUUGGUGAAUUGUGUUGAUAUUCUGCUAAAUUGUUUGUUACAAAGUGUUUGCUGCUGAAGUUGAAUUUCCUUUGGUGAAUAGUGAAAUCAGUAUCAAAAAGGAAGAAUCCGAGAGUACCAGAUACGGACAUAUAGUGAAAUUGAUAACUAACAAAGCAACAAACAACAACCCGCUUGCCUAACAACAAUCUAAUCUCUCUGCCAAGCAUGCCUGCAACAAAAGAAAAUUCGGUGCCAAACACCAUCCUCGAUGAAGAUAAAAAAGGCCAGGAGCUUGCUGAUAAGCUUGCGAGCUGUAGCUGGAAUAAAGAACCUAUAAAUGAAAAAGAUAUGUUGGAACGUAAGAAAACAUGCUCUGAUAUUUUACAAGCGAUUGGACACACGCCUCUUGUUGAAUUGAAGAGAAUUCCGAAAGCAGAAGGAGUGAAAUGCCGAAUGCUUGCAAAAUGUGAAUUUGAAAAUCCCGGAGGAUCCGUCAAAGAUCGUAUCGCGCUCCGUAUGAUUUUGGACGCCGAAGAGAAAGGUAUUCUGAAGCCCGGUUACACCGUGAUCGAGCCAACAUCCGGAAAUACAGGCAUCGGUUUGGCACUCACCUGUGCAGUAAGAGGGUACAAGUGCAUCAUCGUUAUGCCAGACAAAAUGUCCAACGAAAGAGUUAUCACCCUUCGCGCUCUUGGUGCUCAAGUAGUCCGCGCACCCUCCGAAAUUCCGCCGUUUGAUCCUGAAGGUUUUUUUGGCGUUGCCUUUAGCCUCCAAAAAUCAACACCAAACUCAGUUAUCCUAAACCAGUUCAUGAACCCUGAUAACCCAUUGGCUCAUUAUGAUACCACUGGACCUGAAAUUUUAUGGCAAUGUGAUAAAAAAAUUGACAUGUUCGUAGCUGGAACAGGUACUGGAGGCACCGUGACCGGAAUAGGUCGAAGAAUCAAAGAAAUCGUUCCUGAUUGUAAAAUAAUAGCAGCUGAUCCUAUUGGUUCGAAGUUAGCUCGACCUGAACGCUUAAACGAAACGGAUGUGACCUUCUUUGAAAUUGAAGGCAUUGGAUAUAUUUUUGUGCCUGAAGUUUUGGAUCGGACCGUUGUUGAUGAAUGGAUUAAAGUUGGAGACAAAGAAUCAUUUGUAAUGGCUCGUCGACUGAAUCUUGAAGAAGGUUUGUUAUGCGGCGGCAGUAGUGGAACAGCAAUGUGUGCGGCUAUAAGGGCUGCCAAGAAUUUACGUGAGGAUCAAACCUGCGUGGUACUCCUUGCAGACGGCAUUCGGAACUAUAUGACCAAGUUCGUAACAGACAAUUGGAUGGAAGCCCGCGAUUACACCGAAUCAGUUAACACACAUGGCGCUUGGUGGUGGGAUCAUAAAGUAGCAGAGCUUAAACUGGAAGUCCCCAAAACAUUCACGGCAUCCACUACUUGCGAAGAAGCCCUGAAUUUCAUGAAGGCAAAUGAUUUAGAAGGAAUUCCAAUUUUAAAAGACGAUAGAAUUAUUUUUGGCGCCGUGACAUACUCAACUCUCACAUCUCAAGUUGUUAACCAAAAUAUGCAACCAUCCGAUCCAGUGAAAAAAGCUGUUUACAAAACGUGCAUAAAAGUCCAAAAAGAUGCUACUCUUGGGAAAAUAGGUCGUGUCCUCGAAACUGAACCUCUUGUCUUUGUUCUUUCACCGGAAAAUAAACUUGUUGGCGUAAUUACUAACAAAAUCCUCCUAAAUUUCAUUGUAAAAAAUUCAGCACAAAAUGAAAAUAAAAGACGACAUUGAAAAUAGUCGUUGGUGUGUAGAAAGCUCCGAUUAGUGUAGUAUUUUUAUAUGAAAUAUGUUCGUGAUUUUACUUAAAUAAAUUAUACAUAUUUGAA